Coregonus sp. 'balchen' is the source of this 895-nucleotide messenger RNA. The record is from the annotation of a GenBank genome assembly. NCBI's taxonomy places the organism in Eukaryota, Metazoa, Chordata, Actinopteri, Salmoniformes, Salmonidae.
AUGUUCUCUGGCGCUGCCUUCAACUCCAGCAUUUACACAGUGUUCAAGGGCAAGCAGAUAGAGGUGAGGGACAGAGAAACCUUCACAGCACAGCUGGAGUUAGACAGUCUUGGGGCUCUCUCUUGUAAAAGGGAUUUUUCAUCUUAAUCAUGUGAUCACGUGUAAAUAAAGAAUAGAAUCGUCUGUUGUAUACAUUCUGAUAAAGAUUUUACUUAUUAUAUCUAGCUAAUAAGUAGCUUGCACCAAAAUGCGUCGGCAAUAAAUAUAAUUGAAGGGAAUUAAGCUGCCGUCCUGAACCUUCUUUUACAAUUGCAAUAUCAACAUAACCAUUUAAUGACUAGUGGUGCUGUUGUUUGUGCAGGACCUGUGAAUCCCCUAUUUCAACAUCACCACUGACAUCACUGACGGUAAGGCCUCCAUACUCUCUCUGUCCACCUGCAUGUGUUUCUCUUUCUCUGUCUGUCUCUGUCUUUUAACCCUCUGUCCUCCUCUGUUUUAACUGAUGAGAAAUGUACAUGUGAAGAAGGCACCUGUCCCUCUUUUAUCCGCCUACAUAGACAUCUGUCCAUUUCCCCCUCUCUCAGGCUCUUUGUAAAGGUACGUGCAUGCCAGCAUGUCCCUCUCUGGCUACCUGCCCCCUCUCUGUGACCCUAAAGACGGACACCUACUGAUGGAUAGAGGCUACAUCAACAACCUGCCAGGUCAGCAACACACACACAGUACUUCUCUCCUGCUCAGCGACGUAAUCCAAAAUGUUCAUUGUUACUGUCUAAGCCCGAAGCCUGCCUCUCUGCCCCUCCCAGCGGACGUGGCUCGCUCCAUGGGUGCCAAGGUGGUGAUCGCCAUAGACGUUGGCAGCCAGGACGAGACCAACCUCACCAACUACGGCUACUAA